This is a messenger RNA of Gymnogyps californianus (California condor), 2858 nucleotides long. It is a transcript of the gene BAIAP2, whose product is annotated as BAR/IMD domain containing adaptor protein 2. Bases 13 to 1617 code for a protein of 534 amino acids. Gene Ontology annotation, cellular component: cytosol; nucleoplasm. The transcript has 14 exons. Gene Ontology annotation, molecular function: protein binding; cytoskeletal adaptor activity. Gene Ontology annotation, biological process: actin crosslink formation; plasma membrane organization; positive regulation of actin filament polymerization. Lineage: Eukaryota; Metazoa; Chordata; Aves; Accipitriformes; Cathartidae. The record is from RefSeq and is a predicted model, not a curated record.
GGCCCGCCCGGCAUGGCCCGCUCCGAGGAGGUGCACCGGCUCACCGAGAAUGUCUACAAGACGAUCAUGGAGCAGUUCAAUCCCAGCCUCAGGAAUUUCAUUUCUAUGGGGAAGACCUAUGAAAAAGCCUUAGCAAGUAUGACAUACGCAGCAAAAGGAUACUUUGAUGCUCUGGUUAAGAUGGGAGAGUUGGCCAGUGAAAGCCAAGGAUCUAAAGAAUUGGGAGACGUGCUCUUCCAGAUGGCAGAAGUCCACAGGCAGAUCCAGAACCAGCUGGAGGAGAUGCUCAAGUCCUUCCACAACGAGCUCCUGACGCAGCUGGAGCAGAAGGUGGAGCUGGACUCCCGGUACCUGAGUGCCGCACUGAAAAAAUACCAGACGGAGCAAAGGAGCAAGGGGGACUCGCUCGACAAGUGCCAGGCAGAGCUGAAGAAACUUCGGAAGAAGAGCCAAGGCAGCAAAAACCCCCAGAAGUACUCUGACAAGGAGCUGCAGUACAUCGAAGCCAUCAGCAACAAGCAAGGCGAGCUGGAAAACUACGUCUCCGAUGGCUACAAGACAGCUCUGACGGAAGAGAGGAGACGGUUCUGCUUCCUGGUAGAGAAACAGUGUGCGGUAGCGAAGAGCGCAAUCACCUACCAUGCCAAGGGGAAGGAGAUGCUGACGCAGAAGCUGCCGCUGUGGCAACAGUCCUGCUCGGAUCCCAACAAGAUCCCGGACCGCGCUAUACAGCUGAUGCAGCAGAUGGCUGCCAGCAGCAAUGGCACCAUUAUGCCCAGCCCUCUGUCUACAUCCAAAUCCAACCUCAUCAUCUCUGAUCCCAUCCCUGGUGCCAAACCUCUCCCUGUCCCCCCGGAGUUGGCACCUUUUGUAGGACGCAUGUCGGCGCAGGAGGCCAUGCCGGUGAUGAACGGAGUCUCAGGCCCAGACAGUGACGGGUACAACCACUGGUCUGAGAUGAAGCCAGCACAGCCCAAAUCUUUAUCUCCUCCCCAGCCUCAGAAGCAGCUGAGUGACUCUUACUCCAAUACACUCCCAGUUCGCAAAAACGUGCCACCGAAAAACAGCUACGCAUCAGCCGAAAACAAGACGCUGCCGCGCUCCAGCUCCAUGGCCGCAGGGCUCGAGAGGAACGGCAGGACGAGGGUGCAGGCCAUUUUCUCUCACGCUGCCGGAGAUAACAGCACCCUCUUGAGCUUCAAGGAGGGUGACCUCAUCACGCUGCUGGUGCCGGAGGCCAGGGACGGCUGGCAUUACGGAGAGAGCGAGAAAACAAAAAUGAGGGGCUGGUUUCCGUUCUCCUACACGCGGGUCCUCGACAGUGAUGGCAGCGAGCGGGUCCACACGAGCCUGCAGCAAGGGAAGAGCAGCAGCACCGGCAACCUGCUGGAUAAAGACGACAUCGCCAUCCCGCCGCCCGACUACGGCAUGGCCUCCCAAGCCUUCCCGGCGCAAGGCGUCAACACCUUCAAGCAGAGGCCAUACAGUGUGGCCGUGCCCGCCUUCUCCCAGGGUCUCGAUGACUACGGGACGAGGUCCGUCAGCAGAAACCCCUUUGCCAACGUCCAGCUGAAGCCAACGGUGACCAACGACCGCUCGGCUCCGCUCAUCAGCUGAUCCGGGAGUGCUGGCGCCCGCUGUGCCGCGCGGCACUCGCCACCUCCUCCUCGCCGCUGCAUGUCCGGCUUUCCAGGACUUCAUUUUUAGGCGGAGUUUAUUUAAUCCUGCUGCUUUGAAAGCCAAAGGCUAAAGCUAGUGCCCUAGUUCUCUCUUCUCUAGACCCAGCUUAUUCCUCUCGGUGGCAGAGGGUUAAACCGCUCCCACGUAGCCUGUCCUUUGCCUGCGCAGAACUAGCGCGAUGGCAGCUGCCCCCACCACGCUCCCAGCUUGUCCCGUAGCCGGGUUUGCUUCUAGGCUUAGCAGCAGCUCGCCGUGGUUGGGAGAACGGCCUCAGCUGGAAAACAGCUCUCCAGAGGCGAGCUGUGCUUCGGGCUCGCACGGGGUGGAGCGGCGAUGGCAGAGGGGAGAUGCUCCCCCCAUUCCCCCCUGCCUGGCCGGGAGGGAGCCCUGGGACAGGCAGGAUAGCCAGGAUCCCCUGUGCAAGCCAAGGGGGUGGUGGGAGCCGUAGGCAGCUCCCAGGCUCCUGCGAGACCCCGGCUCCCUGCCCCGGGCGGGGAGGCGGUGGGACGCCGGCGGUGGGGUGCCGGCACUGCAGCCCCUGCCGUAACGGGGAUGGGGACGGCUCCGCUGCCAGAGCUCCUGCAGCGCCAGGUCUCUGUGUACAGUAGGGUAUUACGGUACUGCUGUAAAGUAUAAGCUAGAAAAAAAUACUUUUGGAGGUGAGGGCUCUGUUUAAGCGUGCCUUGGGGUGCCUGGGGCUGCGGGGUGCCCGGCGGUUGAAGGGGCACCCUGCUCCCCGCAGACAGGCUCGCCCAUCCAGACCUCUUGCUUGGCUGUUUGCUCUUCCUCUAUUGCUACGGCUGCAUGAGAGAGAUACAUAUAGAUAAAUAUAUAUAUAUAUACAACACACACACACUUGCUAAGGUUAUUGCUGGGGUGUGCACCCAUGAACGAGCCAGCUCCUGGGCCGUUCCCCCAGCUCCCGGCUGCUGCUCGCCCCGAGCCAAGCCAGCAUGGGGGUCGCAUCCCUGCUACAGGAACAGGGAGAAGGGCUUUUCCAGGCAGGAACCGUGUCUCCUGUGGGCGAGCGGUUGUGUGCCGGGCAGCAUGGGGGGCAGCGCCCUCAGAGGUUUUGCCUUUUCCGUUGUAUUUGUCAUUUUGCACUUUUCAAUCGCUAGUGCACCGCAGCCCGUUCAGCAGGCGCUUUGCUGAGCACAGAGAGCCCCGGGCGCGUGGGU